GUUGUAGAAUUGCGUCAGUAAGAGCUCCACUUCCUACCGUGACUUAACGCCGAGAGAAGGCCGCCAUGGCUCGUGGGCAGCAGAAGAUUCAAUCUCAACAGAAGAACGCAAAGAAAGCUGCUGAGAAGAAGAAAUCUCAAGGGGCAGAUCACAAGACUACAGCCAAAGCAGCACUGGUCUACACAUGUCCUGUCUGCAGGACACAGAUGCCAGACCCCAAGACUUUUAAACAGCAUUUUGAAAGCAAACACCCAAAGUCUUCAAUGCCUCCUGAGCUGGCGGAUGUGCAAGUUUAAAUGACACAAGAUAUGAACAUGGACCUAAAACAGGGAAUCAUAGACCAUGGACCAGGUGUGGACAGGAUGACAAGAGAGUUUAGGAUGAACUCAAGCACACCAGCACUCAUUUUUUUAUUUGUAAUAUUUUUAUAUGUGCAUAUUGCCUCCAUCUUUUCUAAGUGUGCAGUGUCUCUCUCAUUGUCAUGUGCUGUAACUCUCCAUAUUUAUUCACCACUAAUGUCACAACAUCUUUUCCCCCUUGUCCAUGGUGUUUUUAUGCCUGUAAAGUUUAAUUUUCAGAUUAUUAUUCGGUGCUGUCCACCAUAUUUUCUAAAAGAUAUCAGAAAAUGCCUGUAAAUGCCCUGGUCUUUUAAUUGUGAAACAAUUGAGAGACGCACCUCUUUGUGUAUUAUUAAUAAUAGUGACCAGGAUUUGGGAUUGAAUUGCAUUGAUUGACAUGCUUAAAAUGAACACAUGCGGUUAGAAAUGUACCUGUUGAAGUAGACAGAAUUAUAUGAUGUUGAGUCAGUGCCCAUGCUAUUGUUACUUUUUCUAAAGAUUUCAAUAAAUGUAUAUGCAUAUAAUUAAUGUCUGCCAUGAUUACUCGCAAGAACAUCUACAGGAAUGUUACAUUUGGAUACUAUUUUUUUUUUUUUUCUGCUAGAAAUUUUAGGUUCUGUGAUUCUAGAUAGGAUUACUUGAUAUAAACAGCAUGAUAAUUGUAAAAUCAUGAACUGAAAUAUGUCUGCAUAUGUUACAAUCACUAAAUUCACUAUGUGAAAAAGCCUUUUAGCACUGAAUUUAUUUCAGUCAAGCUUUUGAGAAAUUUAGUCAACAUAUGCUUAAUUUUCAUAAGCUCACUGAAACUGCAAUUUUCUCAAUAAAUGCAUUUUGACUAUGUAUGCAGGCCU
This is a messenger RNA of Xyrauchen texanus (razorback sucker), 1189 nucleotides long. RefSeq names its product zinc finger protein 706-like. The record is from RefSeq and is a predicted model, not a curated record. NCBI's taxonomy places the organism in Eukaryota, Metazoa, Chordata, Actinopteri, Cypriniformes, Catostomidae. The transcript has 4 exons. The coding region runs from base 66 to 296 and encodes 76 amino acids.